Leptosia nina is the source of this 1245-nucleotide messenger RNA. The record is from the annotation of a GenBank genome assembly. NCBI's taxonomy places the organism in Eukaryota, Metazoa, Arthropoda, Insecta, Lepidoptera, Pieridae.
AUGGAAAAUGCGCCGCAAGAGCGAGUAAAGCCUAUCGGAAGCUGUGGUUACAAAAAGAGCUUUAAGUCAUCAAAACCUCAUAAAAGAAUUUGGCGUCGAGGGGGGUGGGCCGGGUGGAGGGGGGCGACUCCUGCGCAGGCCGACUGCCAAAAAUCUAGUCAAACUGGCUCGUAUAGUGCAACGCACUGCGCGACGAAUGCGUGCGGAACAGGGAUGACAAAAUCCCCGGAAGAUGGUGACACUGGUGGAGAAUCUCCUUCGGGUAACGGGUCAGUCUUCACCAUGACCCUCAAAAAUAAUCAUCUUAUAGUGGAGACUGAAGAAAGAAAUGACAUCACCAAGAACGGGCGAGCAACGAAAAUGAAGUACUCUCCAGACAACGAUGGAAUCUUCGUCGUCGAAGUUCAGCAGUCGAACUCAUAUCGGCCAAAUAAAGCUCUACCGAAUUGCCACACCCCCGACCCUCAAAUAUCCACUAACCAAGCCUUAAUCCAUCGAGUACCAGACGAAUUAGACAAGCGUAUUAUAGAAGAAGACAGUGAACGAAGCAGCGAAAAAUUCGAAAGACAAGCAUUAGCUCUUUCCAGUACUGGAUUAUCUAUUUCUGAUCUUAGUAUGUCAUCAAUUGGAUCACAUAACGUAAGCUAUUCAUAUGGAAGUCAAGUCGGUUAUGAGCAUGGACCUUUUGGAUACCCUAUUUACCCCGGUUACGAUGUAUCCAAAGACGAUACCACCGAGAGUUUGAUCCACGAUAAUUCACAAGAACCACUUAUAGGUAAAACACCAACCGACCCUGACAAGCCCGUAGUAACAGCAGCAAUUUUUAAACAAGACUCCGUUAUAAGCAAUGAUGUUUUGCAAGGACCUGGGUACUGCAUUGAAGGAUCUUCAGACGGGCCUUUGCUGUCUGAUGUGCAAGCGAGAGAGAAAAGUCUCCAUAAGAUUCACGAUAAGAGAGAAAAGAGAAUAGAAAAUGGUGUGGCAGUAGCUAUGGCUGACAAAAAUGAUAGUACAAAAGUCACAAAUGGGCAAGGACCUAUAAAAGGCGAUUGUAUUGCGACAGAAAAAGGAGUCUUGCCAGUCAUAAGAACGGAGAUGUAUGAAACUGUCAAGGAAGCGAUACAGGGAUCGCCAAAGUUUGAGAGGUUGAACAAUGAAAUAUCACCAGGUGAGGGUUGCUAUGACAACCCACCCAUGAUCACAAUUACCGAAGAAAUUGAAACGAAAUCAGAUGAUAAUAGUUAA